This is a messenger RNA of Phaedon cochleariae (mustard beetle), 3088 nucleotides long. The record is from the annotation of a GenBank genome assembly. Lineage: Eukaryota; Metazoa; Arthropoda; Insecta; Coleoptera; Chrysomelidae.
AUUCUCUUAUACUUAAGCCCUAACGAGUUUAACCUUAUAGAGCUUCGCCAGUUUCAAUAUCGAAUCGAUCUGACUAUUUCCAUACACACAUCUUAGUACCUGAACUUAAAAAGUUUGUAUCGAUUGUUUCCUAGCAAUUUUCUGACUCACGCCACGCUAGUGUAGGGUAAAACAGUGUAUUUCCAACAAACACGGCGGAAAUAUGUUUUGUUUGAAUUUUGUGCGGUGAAGCUUGAAGAACGGAAAAAGUGUCGGUAAUAACGCAGUCACAUGUAGAAUUCAACGAUGUGCAAUAUGUAUAACCAAUUUCUAGUCACAAUUGCAAUAAUCUUAUUCAAAAACGCCAGCGGUGAAAAAAGUGCAGAAGUAAAAGGCGAUGUGAAAAUAGCGCUACUCUUAGAUAACUGUGUGAAUUCGAGCGAUCCCUACAGGAUCCAAUCUUUGAUUGCCAGUUCCGUUUCUACAACAGAUCGUAUAAAUUUGCUGGAAACUCUGGCACCACUAAAACUGGGACUCAGUGUACAUGAAAUUUGCUCCGAAAGUGACUACUACAAAACUAUCUUCGAUUUGUACAUGCAAGAAGACGACUACUUAAUCGGUAUCAUAUAUGACAAGGAGCUGCCUGAAAAAGUGUUGAAGUUUUCUAGUGUUCUGGACAUUUGGACGACACCCACCACCAAGUUCAGUCAUUAUUUGGUGAAGGCCUCUGUUCAGUUUCUGAGUGUUAUAGGGUGGAUAGACAAUGUAACUGUAGUGGCACCAGAUGAAAAGAUUAUGAAUGAGUUCUACGCACAAUCUAAAAGAGAGGAUAUUUGUAUCACGGAAUGUAUUAUAUUUGAAGACACCUGUCCACAAACGAUGAACAUCUCAUCCCCAAUUGUGUUUUUUGGUACAUUGAACCAUAUCUACCAAUUUUUAAAGAAUCAAGAAUUCCAAUGGACUGAUGAUCAAGAAGCUUUAUUUGUACCAUUAGAUGGAUCUAUGCCAACAGAUUUGCCACUGAACAGUUAUGUCAUAAUCCCACCACACGUAACACCAACCAAAGCUAUCAGCAUAUCAGAAAACAUUUUACCAACUCCCAUACUCUUCGAAGUAGCUAAGCCCAUACUAGCCUAUACAAAAAAUAUUGAGAAAUUCAUUACAGACAAUUGUAAUGAAACAAUUUAUAAAAUAAAUUGCUUGAGGAGUAGGUUCCACAAAAAAUAUCACUCAGUCUUCCUGACAGCAAGUGGUAUCAUGGAAAGUUUGAGGAUCGAACCACUGAGGCAAAGUUUCGUUUAUAAUAUCUAUAAAGUUGAGAAUGACACUAUGAACCCCAUCAUGAUCAUCUCAAACAACACUUUCUCCCAACCAAUGACCAAAAUAUUCUCUUAUAGUAUUUUUGACCACAACAUAAGCUCAACUCGAAAUUUCGAGAUUAACAAUAUGACUAGGAAUACUGAGAGGAAAUGCGUGAGCUACAAUGCCAAACCCAGGUAUAUCCUCGAUGAUUCUCUAGAUAUAAACUUCCGCUCUGAAUCAUGGGUGUAUGCAUUUCUCUCCCUGUCACUUCUUGGCGUAGUAUUCUGCAUAUCUAUCCUCAUCUUCCUUCUUGUCUGCAUCUACAGAAAAGACAUCCUUGAAGGCAACCCUGUCUUAACAUUAGCUCUUCUACUAGCCAUAAUGAUUCUUUUCUGCUCAGUACUACCAUUUAGUCUCGAGCAUAAUAUUACUUCGAGAAUUCCCUUCUGUUUAGCAAAACCUCUGGCUGUAACUCUCGGGUAUGCUUUUGUCUUCUCACUCUUGCUUUCAAGAUGUAUUCUUCUAGCGACAGCAUCCAAGGAAAUCGGGUUCAUGUCACACAUUGCUGGGCCUGUUCAGUCCUUCCUCUGCUUGUUCAUUUUUGGGGUGCAAGCAGCUCUCAGCCUCCAAGUCAUUGGUAGAUGCCACGAAAUAUUCCGGAACGGUUCUUUCGUAUACCUCAUGAGCUAUAAUGUGAUGCUACUUUUACUUCUACUAUGCCUUUGUCCACUAAUCUACAAAUGUCAAAGGAACUACCGUGAGGGAAAAUAUUUUACUAUUGGAAUCAUACUGACUACGUGUUUAUGGAGUGUUUGGUUACCAUUGUAUACCCUUCUGGAGGAUGAAUGGAGGGACCCUAUGCUGUGUUUUGGUUUGGUGGGCACAGCAGGCAUAUUUCUUGGUACAGUAUUCAUCCCAAGAACUUACUUGAUGACUAUAGCUGCUGCAAGGGAUAAAAUUGCUAGCACCCUGCCUUCCAUGGCCACUGCUACUAGUACUAUGGACAUAUAUCGAGCUAAUAACCAUCCUAUUUACGAUUGUGUCAAUGUAGCGGCAAUAAACGCAGUGACUGUUGCCAGGGCUGGAAUUACAGCUACGUCUAUGCAGCACCCGGACCUGUACUCUUGUCCAGCGUUGCCAGAUGAUGAAGAGUUUGAUUUCCGUUGUGAUACACCGCCAUGCACUGAUAAGGUCACUAAAUUUUAAUCGGGAUCUUUGACAAUAUUCAGGAACUUCUGAUUUCAGCUAUGAUUUCAGAUAUUCAUCGUCUCGAAGAGAGAGGUUUAUAGUGGGAUACAGUCUUCAACUUGUCAAGUUUGAUAGUGAUAAAUGUAUACAGCAUGUUUCAUCGAUCUUGGAUGAAAUAUUUUCAUUAUAAAACAUCAGAUAUACUUCCCCAAUUUAAUUACCUAUAUAUAUUUAUGUGACUCCGAUUGGGUAUUGAAAGUGUGCAAAAUACAUUGUUAAAACUAGACACAAAUUAGAAAGUUACAAUCCCUUCAUAUCAUCUAUAAUACUAUCAGUAAAUUAUUCGAGUCAAAGUAUUUCAGGGCAGUAUUCAAUUCACUAUUUGAAAAAAUAAUUGCACCUAUGAAGAAAUGUACUCAGGUAGGUGCCAGUUAUCAGUGGUAUUAGUGGCCAGAAAUACUACAACAGCUUUGUGUACAUAGGCAAUUAUUAUUCUUUGCAUUUCCGAAAAUCAUAUAGCAACGAUAGAUUCAACAAAUUGUUUAGACUCUUCAGUUUAUCUCAACUCAGAUAUUCCGUCCAAAUGUAGGUUUUCAAAUAGGUUUCACAUAAUACUAAG